Messenger RNA from Neodiprion fabricii, 2736 nucleotides. RefSeq lists its product as uncharacterized. Gene Ontology annotation, cellular component: plasma membrane. The coding region runs from base 23 to 2461 and encodes 812 amino acids. The transcript is spliced from 15 exons. Gene Ontology annotation, molecular function: odorant binding; olfactory receptor activity. The record is from RefSeq and is a predicted model, not a curated record. Gene Ontology annotation, biological process: sensory perception of smell; detection of chemical stimulus involved in sensory perception of smell. Lineage: Eukaryota; Metazoa; Arthropoda; Insecta; Hymenoptera; Diprionidae.
ACUGCGACAAAUCGAAUUCACCAUGCAGGAGGAUGAAUUCACAGAAACAACCGAUUGGCUAACUAAUACUGAGCGUAUUUUGACCAUAGUUGGCACUUGGCCCAAGAAUAAAACUAAGCUACGGUUUAUCCUGAGCCUCGUGUACAUGACAAUUUUCGUAGUUAUGCAGUGGGCAGAUUUUGUAAGUCACAUCGACGACCUUCAGGAACUCGCGGAUAUUUUAUGUGAGACCGUUGUGGGUACGAUGGUUGUUAUAAAAUUAUUGGUUUUUCACAAGAAUCGAGUAUUAAGUAAGAUGAUCGAUGCAGUGAAUCAAGACUGUGAAAAUAACAAGACUCGCUUAAGUCCAAGUGAAAAAAGGAAAUACGCAUUGUGUAAUUCGAAGGGAAAAACGUUUGUCAAAAUUUUUACAUUUUUUGUCGGCGCCACGUGUGUCUUCUACUACUUGAAACCUCUUCCGAUAACCGUACUUGCAGCAAAUCGAAAUGGCUCGACAUCUCUGGUUUUACCGUUUCGGACAAGUUUGUCUUUUGAAAGAACAGACGUCUACGUGUAUGCCGUUUUGUACGUUUGUCAAAUGGGGGCAUUGCUUCAGAUAUUUCUUGGGUAUGUGGGCACCCAUGCAUUACUCAUUACUCUGAUGAUGCAUAUAUGUGGCGAAUUGUCGGUUUUAUCCGAGAGAAUAGUUAAUAUAAAGAAGCAAAUGGAGAAAGGUCGUCGAUGCGAAAUUCAAAAGAUAAUAACGCGACAUUUACGUUUGAUAUGGAUGGCGAAGGAAAUAGACACCGCGUUCACCGUCGUCUUGUUGUCUCAAGUUAUAUCCUCUGAAAUAAUGAUAUGUGUCGCUGGAUUUAACAUGAUUGUGUAUUCCGCAAACAGUGAAAAGACCGCUUUUAUAACGUUUGCUUUGUAUGAGGUUGCGGCAUUGAUGGAUUUGUAUGUUUAUUGCUUCAUCGGCGAAUGUCUGAUAUUGGAGAGCACACGCAUCUUCGAUGCAGUUUGUGAUUGUGCUUGGUACGAGAUGCCGCCAUCCCAGGCGAAAGAUUUGAUCUUACUCAUGGCCAGAUCUCAAAAGCCACUUCACCUCACUGCCGGGAAGGUUUUUGUUUUUUCCUUAGAAAUCUUUUCUGAAUUCGUGAAGACAUCAAUGGCAUAUUUAUCAGUCCUCAGAGCUAUGACUGUGAUGAACAGCAUGAACUCGUCUAUCCACGAGAAUAGAGAGAGACAACUGUUCUCGGUUUCGCAACGUUUCAACUUGCAGUUCAUCAAGAACCUUCGACUGCGACAAAUCGACUCUACCAUGCUGGGGCAUGAAUUCACAGAAACAACCGAUUUGCGAGCCGUUACCGAGCGCCUCUUGACCAUGGUUGGCAUUUGGCCGAAGAGUAAAACUAACUUUCGAUUUAUUCUCAGUCUCGCUUACAUGUUUAUUCACGUGGCUAUGCAGUGGGCAUACUUUGUAAGUCACAUGGACGACCUUCAAGAAGUUACGGACAUGUUGGCUGACGCCAUUGUUUGCACGAUGGUUGUUAUAAAGCUACUGGUUUUUCACAAAAAUCGAAUAUUGAGUGAGAUAAUCGAUGCGAUGAGCGAAGACUGUGAAAAUAACAAGACUCGCUUAACUCCAAGCGAGCAAAAAAUAUACGAAUCGUGCAAUUCGAAGGCAAAAACGUUUGUCAAAAUUUUGGCAUAUGUGAUCGGUUUCGGGGUUGUUGCUUGGUACGUCAGACCACUUCCGACAAUGGCAUUUGCAGGGAAUAGAAACGGUUCUACAUCCCUGCUGUUACCGUUCCGUAAUUAUUUUUCUUUUGAAAGAACGGAAGUCUACAUGUACGCUUUCGCGUAUGUGUAUCAAGUAGGGGCAUCAUGCCAGAUAUUUAUUGGAUUCGUGGGAACCCACGCGUUGCUAGUGUGUCUGAUCAUGCACAUAUGCGGGGAACUAUCGGUUUUAUCAGACAAAAUAAUGAAUCUGAAAAAGGACAUGGAAAAUGACCACGAUCGUCGAAUUCGAAAGAUAAUGAUGCGACAUGUACGUUUGAUGUGGAUGGCAAAGGAAAUCGACACCUCGUUCAGCUUUGUUUUUUUAACUCAAGUGUUAUGCUCUUCCAUAAUGAUAGCUAUCGCUGGAUUCAACGUGAUUAUGAAUUCGGAAAGCAAUCAAAAGACCGCUUUGGCAACUUUUGUUUUCUUCGAGGCUUCGGUACUGGUUGAUUUGUACGGUUAUUGCUUCGUCGGCGAAUUUUUGAUAAUUGAGAGCGAACGCGUUUCCGAUGCCGUUUAUCAUUGUGGUUGGUACGAGAUGCCACCAUCCCAGGCGAGAGACUUGAUCUUAGUCAUGGCCAGAGCUCAAAAGCCACUUCAUCUCACCGUCGGGAAGUUUUUUGUCUUCUCUUCAGCAAACUUUGCCGAAAUAGUCAAGACAUCAAUGGCAUAUUUAUCAUUGCUCCGAGCUCUAGCGUGAGCGAGUUUCUUCAAUGAAUCAGAGAAUAACCAGUUCACGUUUGAAUUUGUCUUCAACACUUGACGCAUGAACUCGUUUGAUCGCGUUCCGUUGGAAGUGGAACUUUCAUUGGGAUCGAGCAUGGAGAGUAUGCCAGUAAUAAGGAUCACUCGCUUAUGUCACUGUACUGUAUCUUAUUUUAAUUACAAGCGAUAUUGAUUCGAUGUAAUGAAACCAAAUGAUUCGUCACAAUUUGUAACUUGACAAGCGAUGUAUUGAUAUCUUCCGCAGUACCA